Babesia ovata is the source of this 543-nucleotide messenger RNA. RefSeq lists its product as uncharacterized. The transcript has 2 exons. Bases 1 to 543 code for a protein of 180 amino acids. NCBI's taxonomy places the organism in Eukaryota, Apicomplexa, Aconoidasida, Piroplasmida, Babesiidae. The record is from RefSeq and is a predicted model, not a curated record.
AUGGCCCUGAGGGGGAAAGAUGCUGGAAAGAACUUGGCGGCUAUGGGUGACGCGCUUCACAAAUUUCUCGCAGACAAGCCUGUUGGUAAGAUGGAGCUGCCAGCCCUCGAGAAUGUAAAACGUAUUUCUAAGGAGUUCCUGGAGCAAAAGGAGUUUAGACGCUAUCCCUUCGUACAAAAAAUGCUAGGGAUGUUCAAUGGGACUAUGAAUAAAAAAUGCUACAAGUACUUGAGCUCGAAGGCGACAUGGGAAGCAUCAUGUUCGAAAAAGCCGGAAGCUUGCGCAGCGGUCCUAGCGGGAAUUGCGCCUAUGUUAUUCGGAGGCCUGCGUACUUUGCGGAGGGCGAGCACUGAAGCACUCGCGUCAUGGGUGAAUAUAAACGCGAAAGAGCGCUUGAGAGAUGUAUUGAAAGCCGUAGGUUACGAGGAGCCAGGGUGCCGCGCUGGCAUGAGUGGCUCAGAUAUCCGCAAGGCGUUGAGUGCGGUGGAUAUACGAAUAUUGGACACAAUUUACGACCUAGCUGGCUUCUGGGCAUUCUAUUGA